AUGGCGAGCCGCGACCAUCUCUCCAUUGAACAGAAGAUCCAAGAGAAGACAGCUCACCAUGAGUACCUCGAGGAACCACCCCGACACGAGCUGCGAGGGAGUCUUCGCGCCGACAGCCUGACACGCACCUCGUUUGACCGUCGCCACUCGACAUCCAUGCCUGGCACCGGCAGUCGCCGUGAAAGCAUCCGGAAGAGCUUCGACAGGGCCAACAUCGCAAUGGUCUUCCCAGAUUCGACCCACGUCGAGAUGUCCGACGAUGAAAUGGGCAAGAACUCGAUUGACGACAUCUCCCCUUCAUGGUUCGUCUGGCUGGUCGCUUUGACCGCCUCGAUCGCCGGCUCUCUCUUCGGCUAUGACACGGGCAUCAUCUCCGCCGUCCUGGUCUACCUGAAGAACGACCUGGACAAUCGCUCCGUCUCGUCCAACGAAAAGGAACUUAUCACGUCCCUCUGCUCUGGGGGUGCUUUUGUCGGUGCCAUCAUUGCAGGCCUCACUGCGGAUAAGUUUGGCCGCAAAAUGGCCAUCUACGUCGGCUGUGCUCUCUUCACCAUUGGCGCCGUUCUGCAAGCCGCGGCGUAUUCGAUUGCCCAGAUGUCCGUCGGGAGACUCGUCGUCGGAUUCGGUGUCGGUUCAGCUGCCAUGGUGGUCCCCCUUUAUAUCGCCGAGAUUGCUCCCACCAAAGUCCGCGGAAGACUUAUCGGAUUGAAUAAUAUGUCAAUCACCGGUGGACAGGUAGUGUCGUACGGAAUAGGAGCCGCCUUCGCUCAUGUGCCUCACGGAUGGCGUUACAUGGUCGGCUUGGGGGCUGUCCCUGCCAUUAUCCUCGCCUGCCUCUUGCCGUUCUGUCCGGAAUCACCCCGUCAACUUGUCUACCAUGGCAGAAUCCCCGAAGCUGAAGCGGUCUUGGCCAAGAUCUACAAGGGAGCCACGGCCGAACAAGUGCGAGCCAAAUGCGCCCUCAUCGCAGCCGCCUGCGAGGAAGCCAAGGAACUCAACGAUGAUCAAUCCCGCUGGUCCAAGAUCAAGCAACUGCACACCAAUCCUGCCUACUUCCGUGCCUUGGUCUGCGCGUGCGGCUUGAUGGUCAUCUCGCAGAUGUCCGGCUUCAACGUCCUGAUGUACUACUCCUCCACGCUCUUUGACAUUGUGGGCUUCUCGAACCCCGUUGCCGUCGGUCUCGUUGUCGCGGGCACAAACUUCGUCAUGACCUGGGUCAACAUGAUGCUCGUCGACCCCGUGGGCCGCCGCCGACUGCUGAUCGCCACCGUCUGGGGCAUGAGCGCGGGUCUUGUGGCCGUCGCCAUUGCAUUCAGCUUCAUCCCUAUCGACACCAAGACAUUGGCCAUCGAAACGACAAAGGUGACUACGCCGGCUAUCGUUGUGCUCGUCUUCAUCAUCUGGUUCGUUUUCUUCUAUGGCGUCAGUGUUGGCAAUACUGCUUGGAUGUCAACCGAUUUCUUCCCCAUGGAAGUCCGGGCCAUGGGCACCAUGUGGCUCACCUGCUCGUGUUGGGGGUCCAACAUCAUCGUGUCGUCGACCUUCCUGUCUAUGAUGAAAGGCUUGACGCCGACAGGCGCGUUUGGGUUCUAUGCCGGCAUCUGCGGCGUCGGCUGGCUCCUGAUCAUCUUUUUCUACCCGGAGGUGUCCGGCCUAACCCUGGAGGAGAUUGGCGAGGUGUUUGAGCAUGGAUUUGGCGUGCGAUAUGCGAGCAAGCUGAGGAAGGACAGAAAGGCAGACAUCAAGCAGAGGACGAAAGAGCGCGGGAGGACUAUUGCCGUCGGACACUAA
Molecule: messenger RNA, 1791 nt
Organism: Cladophialophora psammophila CBS 110553
Lineage: Eukaryota; Fungi; Ascomycota; Eurotiomycetes; Chaetothyriales; Herpotrichiellaceae
Exons: 4
Coding region: 1-1791 (596 amino acids)
Biological process (GO): transmembrane transport
Cellular component (GO): membrane
Molecular function (GO): myo-inositol:proton symporter activity
Source: RefSeq, a predicted model, not a curated record